Molecule: messenger RNA, 2643 nt
Organism: Nyctereutes procyonoides (raccoon dog)
Lineage: Eukaryota; Metazoa; Chordata; Mammalia; Carnivora; Canidae
Gene: SKA2
Product: spindle and kinetochore associated complex subunit 2
Exons: 4
Coding region: 66-431 (121 amino acids)
Biological process (GO): mitotic cell cycle; cell division; chromosome segregation
Cellular component (GO): spindle microtubule; outer kinetochore
Molecular function (GO): microtubule binding
Source: RefSeq, a predicted model, not a curated record
CUUCAGUGCUAGUACGGUUUGCGGCUUAAGCACCGCCGCGGUCUGAGGAAUGUCAACUAUUCAACAUGGAGGCGGAGGUCGAUAAGCUGGAACUGAUGUUCCAGAAAGCUGACUCUGAUCUGGAUUACAUUCAAUACAGGCUGGAAUAUGAAAUCAAGACUAAUCAUCCUGAUACAGCAAGCAAGAAAAAUCCAGUUACACUCUUAAAGGAAUUGUCAGCAAUAAAGUCUCGAUAUCAAACUUUGCAUGCCCGCUUUAAACCAAUAGCUGCAGAGCAGAAAGAAACUAAGAACCGCAUUUGUGCUACUGUCAAUAAGACUAUGACCAUCAUACAAGAACUACAAAAGCAAACAGACCUGGAGCUGUCACCACUGACUAAAGAAGAAAAAACUGCAACAGAGCAAUUAAAAUCUUUCAUGUCAGACUUAUGAAGAAAUUGACUUCAAAUGGGAAUUCCAAUGGAGAAGAGAUUAAUUCCAGAAAGAUUUAAGAAGAUGUCUUGUUAGCACUUGAUUGGGGGAUGGUAAAGAAGAUUUGUCUGGGGUGUUUGGAUAAUGAUGCCUUUCAGAAGAGAGGGACUAUCACAAGGGCAGAUAAUAUAUGAAUAAAGUUUAGCCAAAAGGAUGGAAUGGGAAUAAAGGGAUUUAAAAAUAUAUAUGCACACAAACUUAGUCUUAUAAUUUCAGGCAAGGAAGUCACUUAACACUGUUUUGCAUCUGUUUUUGUGUAAUUGGGAUAACACUGAUGUCCUGGCCUAUCACGAAAGGAUAUUUAUGUACUAUCAGUCAGUCAGAUGUGAAUUAACAUGCUUUGGAAAUUAAAGGAUAGAAAAAAAUAUUUGUAUUACAUUAUGUGUAUGAUUUUAUUUUUGAAAAUUCUGAUUAUAGAUAAUAGUCACUUUAUUGAUGAGACUGCUAAUAUGUGAUCUCUAGUACUCCACAAAAGCUAACUUUAGUAAUAAUAAAUUGGAUUUUCUGUGACAUCCUCACUUUUUUUUCCCUAUUCCUUCUGCCUGCUAAUGUUAAGCAAUGUGAACUCUGCUUUCAAAUGCUGUUUGAGAUUGUCCCUGUUGUGUAUCAAAGUACCUUUGUUCUCCUUCAGCCUGUAUUAACUGUAAUUGUUCAUUCUGUAUGAAAGCUAAGAAACUGAAAUCAGAGGAUCACUGGCAACUACUACUUGCCAGUUUGUGUAUAUAUGUGUUUGUGUGUGAAUUUCUAUAUUUUUAAAUAACUAUUUGUAUUAAGGUCAUCAUAGGGAUAGAUCUUGAUACCAAGAUGUCAAUCACAGGAUUAUUUAUACUAGCAAUACACACACACAUACCUGGCUAAUGGCAGAUAAACAGGAAAAUAAAUCAUGGUGUAUCCAUAUAUUAAGAAGUCAAGCUGCCCCAGUAACUUAUUACUAUUAAUGUUCUGGGAAAUGCUGAAGCUAUAUUAAAUGGGGGAGGGGAAAGCAGAGAUUGCAGUUUUGUAGUUAAGAUUGUGCUGGUGGCUCAGCAGUGAGUGGCUUUGGCUCAGGGCAUGAUCCUAAGGUUUGGGAUCGAGUCACACAUUGGGCUCCUAGUGGUGAGCCUGCUUCUCCCUUUACCUAUGUCUCUGCCUCUUUCUCGGUGUCUCUCAUGAAUAAAUAAAUACAAUCUUUAAAAAAAAAAAAAAGAUUGGGCUUUGGAGUCUGAGAUGUAAAUAGCAGUUUUUUAAUUCUAGCUAUGUGAUCCUGAGCAAAUCACUUAACUUCUGGGUGUCAGGGUGGCUGGAAGCACAAUGAGAUGGUAAAGUGUUUGAGUUUGAUAAUUAGUUAUCCUUCAGUGAAUAUUUCUGUGUAUAAUAAAAAUGAAGCAUUGAAAAGACUAGGAAAAAUGCAUCAAAUAUUAGUUCUGCAGGUUAUAGAAUUAUAUUUUCAUAUAAUUAAAAAUUUGUUAUGAACAUCUUACUUUCCAUUAACAAAUUUGUAAUACAUGACAAGUGGCUGGGAGAGUAGCUUCAGUUAAAAUUGUGCUGUGUAGUUUGAAUAUUUGAAGAAUAGAAAACCCUCUUUUUAAAAUUAGAAAUAAGUCAUACUUCAAUAACAUUUUCUUCAGUACUCAGUUAAUAUUAAGGGGAAGUUUUUGUCAUGGAAUGGCUCUGGGAUGUGAUACUGAUUGGUAGAAUUGAAAAAUGUAGCAUCAUAAAGAAGUCACAACCAGUUUCUAGAAUUUUUCCUCUGUAACUUCCUAUACAGUUAUCUUCUAAAUGUUGGUUCUUUCCGUCAGCCCCCUUAAAAUUGUUAUCUGUGCACUUCUCUAUAUAUUCUUUUGUUUCCCAAGCUUCGUUUAUUGACUCUGUCAAAUUCCCAAAUAUAACUUCUUCCAUUAGAUUUAGAAUAUUCACACUGAUCAUGUCCAGAGUACUUACUGAUAUAUUUUGUCAAUGACCACUGUUCUGUUACUGGAAUUAAAAGUUUGCAUCCAGGCAGCCCUGGUGGCGCAGCGGUUUAGCGCCGCCUGCGGCCCGGGGAGUGAUCCUGGAGAACCAGGGUCAAGUCCCACAUCGGGCUCCCUGCAUGGAGCCUGCUUCUCCCUCUGCCUGUGUCUCUGCCUCUCUCUUGCUCUCUCUGAAUGAAUAAAUAAAUAAAUCUUAAAAAAAAAUAAAAGUUUGCAUCCCUUGA